Molecule: messenger RNA, 1570 nt
Organism: Argentina anserina (silverweed cinquefoil)
Lineage: Eukaryota; Viridiplantae; Streptophyta; Magnoliopsida; Rosales; Rosaceae
Exons: 2
Coding region: 150-941 (263 amino acids)
Source: RefSeq, a predicted model, not a curated record
UGACUUGGAGCCUUCUUAUUAUAAGGCCUACAUGAACCACUCAAAAACCCCAACCUCUCACUUUCCCUUCCCUUCCAUUUCUUACUUUCUUUCUUUUCUUUCUCAAUUUCUCACAUUGCUUCCAAUUUCCACACAAGAGUUGAGACUCUAUGGACAACCAAUGCAACCCUUUACUUAGCAGCUGGGCAUAUUACUGCCAGGGAAAGAGCAUGGAAGAGCUGAGGCAUUCCCUUUUGUAUGCAACUCUGGAGCUGGAACAAACAAGAGUUGCAGCACAAGAGGAGCUGAGAAAGAGAGAUGAGCAACUGAACCACCUCAAAGAUCUGCUCAGCAAUGCUGUCAGAGAAAAAGAAGAAGCUCAAGACAAAUGCCGAAGACUCUUUCUUGAGAAACUCCUCCAACAACAGCAGCAGCAGCAGCAUCAACAACAAAACCACACAGCUCCUCUGUCCGGGAUUUCAAGCAUAGAAGAUGAUCCCAGAAGAGGAGGGAUUGACUCCAACAAUGGUGGAGGCUUUUCUUCCUCAGAUUGUGAAGAGAGCAUUGUGUCUUCACCAGUACUUGACCCUAUUCCACCAACCCAGGUUCCAUUACCACCACCAUCAUCAUCUCUACAGAACCAUAUUGGAAAAUUAGUGCCUGACAAGCCAUUGCCGGAAAAGGGCAAGCUUUUACAGGCAGUAAGGAAUGCUGGUCCAUUGCUCCAGACCCUUCUUUUGGCUGGACCACUCCCCCAAUGGAGACACCCACCUCCUCCUCUUGAAUCCUUUGAGAUCCCACCAGUCACUAUUACUUCACCACCAAUACCACUGCCAAAGCCACUGCUCCUCCACCAAGACUCCUUACUUAGUAUUAAUGGCUGCAACAGGAAGAGGGCUCUUUGUGAAGGCUCUGAUUCCCCUAGCUCAGAGACCAAGUACCAAAGAGUAGUCCACCACUGACUACUACUAGAGCAGCCUCAGAUUAAUCCCCUGAUUUCAUAGCUUUUAUAUCUAUAACUACAAUUUCAUACAACUAAAGGGUUAGUGAGGAUGAGAUAUCGAGUGGGGUAUGUGACUGAUCUAGCAUUUUGUACAGAAGGAAGGUUUGAUCUAGAAAGAGAGGUUGUUUUUAGUCUUCUAUGCCAGAGAUUUUGCUUGGGGGGUUUAAUUUGUCUCUUUUUUGUAUUACCUUUCACAUUUUACAUGUUGUGAAAGAGGGACCUGAUUUUUUCAUAUUGUAUUGUGGGAACUAAAAUGUAACUCUGAUACUAGUUCAGUAAGAGUUCCAUUCUGUUUGUAUGAGUGAGUGGUGUUGAGAUAUAGAUCACAUCAAACAUUAGGAUUAUAGGUGUGGAGUUGUUGAAGGUUAGAAGAAGAUGGGGUUGGGGGUGGCCGGCAACCAUAAAAGUUCAAAGAGAGCUCUGCUUGUCGGUAUGGGUGGAACCCCAAGAUCAGAAUCAGGAUCUGCUACUAGUGUGUGAUGUAUGAUUGUAUCUAUAAAUAUAUGAGGGAAGCAUCAUUUGUUUAACUCCCCUAUUCUCUAGUUUAAUUCUAAAUCUAAUUAACUAAUAAAGCCUCUUUCUACAAUC